Penaeus monodon (black tiger shrimp) is the source of this 1430-nucleotide messenger RNA. RefSeq lists its product as uncharacterized. NCBI's taxonomy places the organism in Eukaryota, Metazoa, Arthropoda, Malacostraca, Decapoda, Penaeidae. The transcript is spliced from 5 exons. The record is from RefSeq and is a predicted model, not a curated record. The coding region runs from base 565 to 1296 and encodes 243 amino acids.
UGGGUAAGGUGGUGGGUAGGUAUGUGAGCGUGUGUGCGUGGGUGCUCCGUGUCCCCGGGAGUGAUAACCGGUGCCUGGUCAUAAUGGCACCAUUCUUGCAACAGACGCCGAGACGGAAGCACCGCCGUCCCCCGCCUUGACCAGUGCCAGUCUACUGCAUGACACUCUGAGGAACGGUGCCAAUAGGAUCUUGGACCGAGUAGCCUCCGCCCGCCUCUGCUGCCUGCCUGUCUGCUUAGAGCUCUUGAGUAUUUCAGAAGAGCGAUCGACGAUUUUUGAAGAAGGAGUUUCCAUGCGAUUUUUCUUUUUUAUCUGUGAGAACUUUUGAACCUUUUUACUUUCGAAAGGAAAGCGCAAGAAGAACUCCCGAGUGAACGUUUCCGAUGAAGUACUGUGAACUUAAUUACUGAUGAAUAUUUUGCGACGCUAAGAAAUUGCUGUUGUUGAAUGCACUGUAGAACAAAUAUUAGUUUUCCUACGAGGAAGUGAUCACUACAAGAAGAAAGUGCGAACACAUUCCGUUGAUCAGGCCUCAGUCUACAUCAGGUGAUCACAGCUGACAUCAUGAAGAAGUGUUGCUGGUGUUGCAUCAGCCUCCAGAAGGGAGUGGUGGCCAUCGGCGUUCUCAGCAUGAUCGCCUCCACGCUCCUGACGGUGGGCUACGGCGCCGUCUCGGCCACCCUGGAGGAGCACGUCGCGGCCUGCAGGAGCGGAGAGCCCAAGGACCUGCUGGGACUCCUGCCGACGUGCGAGGCCCUUGGGGACGCCGGCACCCUCUUGGCCGCCCGGAUCUUCGUGUACGUGCAGGUGGCCGUGUGGCUGCUCUUCCUCGUUUUCUCUGUGCUGCUCAUCGUCGGCGCCGUCAAGGAGCGGAGCGGUCUGCUGGUUCCCUGGCUGGUGUUGUCCGUGGUGGUGAUGGCGGCCGUGGUGUGGGCGGGGGUGCGGGCGGCCCUGCACCACCACACCUUCGACCUCCUCGCCUCGGUGCUCGCCCUCGCCGUCUGCGCCUACUUCUGCCUCGUCGUCCGUUCGUACUCGAAGCUCGUCAAGAAGCAGGGUCUCGUGCCGGUGCUCGUGCCCUCCACCUUCCACGCCCACCUGCGCCGCCCGUGCGAGUGCUGCUGCGAGGACGAGGUCUUGUCGACGCCCACAGUCGGCUCCCGCGCCCAAUCCCACAGCCAGCGUCGCCUCGCUGGGUCUCAGCAGGGGCGUGACCAGCCACCUGCCUACUCCCCGCGCCCACCAACGCCCACGAAGAAGGGCCCGCCGCCCACGGGGCUCGGAUUCAAAAUUUGAAGGGCGGACGUUCAAGUGUGGAGAAAUCUUGCAGACGUUCGUUAUACUUUAUGUGAUUUGAUGAGAAACUGUGGUCGGUUAUUAUUAUUACCAUAGUUAUUAUUUUUAUUUUGCAAGUACAACGUACAACAACC